This is a messenger RNA of Ectocarpus sp. CCAP 1310/34, 2859 nucleotides long. The record is from the annotation of a GenBank genome assembly. NCBI's taxonomy places the organism in Eukaryota, Phaeophyceae, Ectocarpales, Ectocarpaceae.
AUGGGGGUCGCGCCUCGCGGGCGAUUUGGCCGAGCACACCGGAUCGUAACCAGAGCAUCAAAGGCCGAGGCGACGGGGAAGUUUUGGAGCGGAGUGAAACCGGCUAGGACAAACUCUACGCUGGUGAUUCCUACAGGGGGAGGCCCGCCUGGCUUGUCGAUGACGACGUUGAGGGCGGCGAUGAAACUUAAGAAGAAGGCCAACGUGAUCCAGGCCAAGUCUGUCAUGUCCAAGUACAUCGUGGACCCGCGGACCUCGCGAAUGCAGUCCUGGAAGAACUGGAUGUUCGUAAACAUCAUGUUCACCGUGCUGGUGACCCCGUGGCGAAUAAGCUUCCGGUGCCCGGCGAACGCCUUCGGGUUGACGCUGGCCGCGAUCGCCAACAUUUCUUUCAUCGUGGACACGGUGCUGCACUUUUUUACGGCGGUAGUGACGGAAUCAGGCCUGCUGACCGAGCGCCAGGAGAUCGCACGGCGGUAUAUCACGUCGUGGUUUUUUCUCGACCUCGUGACCUGUUUGCCGUACACAACGCUGCUCCGGAGCGUGAUCCCUGCCAGCUUGAGGGCGAUGGCGCCAGUGCGAGGGUUACGCUUGUUGAAACUGCUAAAGGUGGUAAAGGUCUACGCGUUGCACUACGAGGUGAGCCCUGUGGCCAUGAGCAUCGGGAAGACCCUGGUCACAGUUAUUUUGGCGGCCCAUCUUCUGAGCUGUUUCUGGUUCUGGGUCCACUGCUAUGACGACCUCCUAGCGGGGGUAGAAACAGAAUGGAACCAGUGCGGAUCGUCGACAUCUGUGGCAAGCCAAUACCUGUCGUCUUUUUACUUCAUCAUCUACACCAUGAUGACGGUCGGGUACGGAGACCAACACGCGCAUCCUUCUGACAAAAAGGCGAGAAACACGGAGUGGGCGAGGGUGCAGUUUAUCGCCCCCAUCCAGAAGGUCACCACCACCAACCUACAGAAAAUUUCUGAGUAUGCGUUGGAUCGAAGGUUGCCGGACGGCAUUAGCUCUCGGAUAAAACGACACUUCCGGUAUUAUUAUUUCAAGACGAGCGUUUUCGACGAGAGGGCGGUGAUGGAGCAUGUGCCGUGGCAGAUAUGCCAGGAGGUGAUGUCCAAGACGCAUGCCGUGGCCAUCUCGGCCACGGGGCUCCUGCAGGACCACGACUUGUCGCCUAUCGCGCUCAUGCGGCUGGCGAGGGCGAUGAAGCCGAUGGAGCUGGACAGCGGGGAGGAGGCAAUACUGCAGGAGGACACCGUGCUCCAGGCGUACUUCGUCAUCAAGGGGAGGGUCGAGGCCUACGUGCACGAGGAGGCGCGAGGGCGCCGCCCCUCGUUCGGAGGGGGAGACGCAGACACGCCUCCCUUGCGGCAGUCCUCGUACUUGGGGGUUUGGGGACCUGGAUCGAUGUGGGGGCUCAGCAAUAUCAUACUCGGGGGGGGGUCAGAGGCAACCUUUGUCGCUGCCUCCCCGAGCGACCUGCUUUGGCUAGACCAGUCAGACCUCAUCGCGGCCAUCGACGAGCACCCGGACAUCAAGGGUUGCCUCGAAAAGACGGCCUCUGCCGACUACCACGGUGGACGAGCGAGGACGGCUUUGAUACGAACGCAAGGGCGAAACAUCAUCAGCAACUGCAACUGCAACUGCAACAUCAAACAACUGCAACUAUCUGUUAUCCCUAUUGCAUAUCUCUGUUGUGGUACGUCGGACGACCAGACCUUGCGGGAAGCUGUCGAGUCGCCGACUAUCACCAAAGAAGGGCUCAAGCUCAAGCAGAUCACUCUCACCGACUUCAAGGCUUCCGACUUGAAGCAACAGCUCAAGCACACGGACGUUCGGAAUCUCUGCAUGGCUGCUAGCGCCGACCAGUUAGCUGCCGCGGCGGCUAGCCAAGCCGCCGCGGCUUCUCACGGAGGGAUGGUGGGCAUGGUGCACGACAUACAGCACAUGGCGGCGUUCGGGGGGAAGGGGGUGAGGGGGAGACUGAAGAGCUUCGUGGGCACUGUCCACGGGGUGCUUCGAGGGCAGAAGAUGCAGAUGAGGCAAGUGAACAAUAGUCUAGAUUUCGAAUCUGACGCUGCCGUGCAAACGGAAGAGACCCCCGAGGAGCUGAAUGAUCGGGCGAUCAUACUGCCGGACCAGCCGAUCAAGCUGCGAUGGGACGUGGCCAUAUCUAUAGUGUGCGUUUUGGUCGCCGUGCUCACGCCCUACAGGAUGGCCUUCGCGCACAACGAUGCACUCUCGUGGUGUAUAUUUGACGCUGCCGUGGAUGUAUUCUUCGUAAUCGGGAUGAUCUUGAAGAACUAUCUUCGGGGAUGGAUGCUCUUCGACAUAGCCAGCACCAUUCCGGGUUAUCUGUUCGACGUUUCCGACCGAGUUUUCCGGGGCCUUGUCGUGCUGAAGCUGUUGCGGAUCGGGAGAGUGCCGGCGCUGGCGAAACAGCUGCACCUCUUGCGCGAGCAGGAAGCACUCGCGAGCGGAGGGGCUAAGCGAAGAAGAUGGCUCCGAGGGAUGAACGUCGAUGUCCCUCGGUGGUGUCUCGACGUAGUGCAGAUUCUUGUGGUCAUUUUGUACGCGUCGCAUGUCUUCGGGUGCUUGUGGUGGGUAAUGAGCCGGUACGACAGCGACGGAUCCUGGUGGCAAAGGGACGGCUUAGAUAUCGACGACGCUACUUCCACCUACAUUGCCUCUCUCUACUGGGCGGCAACCACCAUCACAACGGUGAGGGGCGGCAGCGUGGGCUACGGCGAUUUGGUUCCAACGAACGAUCUGGAGAGGAUGAUUGCGUGCCUGACCAUGGUUUGCGGGACGACCAUGUUCUCGUACGUCAUCGGUAGCGUCUCCACGCUUGUCAUGUGA